GCCAUCAACCAAAGUCCACUUGGAGGAGAUAUAAUGGACAUAGCAAUCCAGAAACCCUGGUUCCGUCGGCCUUACUUUCCAGGUUUCUUCCCUUUCCGGAUCUUUGAUCAGCACUUCGGGGAGCAGUGGGACAGUGAAUUUUUCGCACCAUUCUAUGCCAUGUUCUACUAUCGGCCUUAUUUCUGGCGCUAUCCAAACUGGUGGGAUGGUGGCAUGUCCGAGGUUAGAAUGGAUAAGGACCGCUUUAUAAUCAACCUGGAUGUGAAGCACUUCUCUCCUGAAGAGCUGUCAGUCAAGGUCAACGACGAGUAUGUCGAGAUUCAUGGCAAACAUGAGGAGCGACAGGAUGAGCAUGGCUAUGUGGCGAGGGAGUUCUUUAGGAAGUAUAAGGUGCCAUCGGGAGUGGACCCUGGGGCCUUCACCUCCUGUCUGUCUUACGACGGCGUGCUGUGCAUCUCUGCUGCCCGGAACCUGCAGGACAUCCCUGAGCGCAGCAUCCCCAUCACCUGCGAGGAAAAGGCCGCUGCACCAAAGUAACUUGGCCCAUGUGGAAGCUGCACCCCUCCCCUGCCUCCGUGCUCAGACCUCCUCCCAUUGCCCCACAAGAUCCGGCUCUUCUACUGCCUCUGAGAACAUGACUUAUAGAAGCAAACAUAGCCUGUACAUUUUCAAGUACAGCACCUGUGAACUGACCACAGUUUCAGUGUAACAGUCUUUAAAUCUAAAAUAUGGUUGAGCUAGAACUAAACCACAGGUCAUCAGUGAAAAAACGUGCACUUUAGAGCAAUGUAAUGUCUCGCAGCUUUGUAGCCAGCCUUUUAUAUUGAUAGCCUUCAGUCUGAGACUGCUUAUUUAAUCAUGCGGUGGUGGUAAAUGGUUAUGACCAUAGCCCUGAGAACAGGCUGUAGAUGAAAAGAGGAAACCACAGAGCAUUUGAAGAAGCCUAUAAUGAUGCCAUGAUGUUGAUAUUGUGUAGUGAGAGAAAUGUCAUCUUUGGCCAGUUCACUGUCCUAUUUGCUUGUACAAGACAUGUUUGACAUCAUUGUACCACCUCAAUACUGAGUGGUAACUGGGACCCAAUAUAUGUUACACACUGUGAAUUACUAUAUGUGUCAGAAAUGGUGUGGGGAUCUUUGUAUGCAUGUGACAUUGUAUGUCUAUCAGCGAUAAUGUUGGAAGAUGGCAUUCAGACACUUUCUAU
Molecule: messenger RNA, 1201 nt
Organism: Colossoma macropomum (tambaqui)
Lineage: Eukaryota; Metazoa; Chordata; Actinopteri; Characiformes; Serrasalmidae
Gene: cryaba
Product: crystallin, alpha B, a
Exons: 3
Coding region: 34-537 (167 amino acids)
Biological process (GO): response to heat; protein refolding
Molecular function (GO): protein folding chaperone; structural constituent of eye lens
Source: RefSeq, a predicted model, not a curated record